AAAAAAAAAAAAAAAGAAAGAAAGAAAGAAAAAAACACCAAAAAAAAAAAAAAACAAAAAAUAAGAAAAAUUUCAAAUGUCAAAUCAAAAUGUAAUCUAUAUAAAUUGACUUUAACCGAUCUUAUUCAUAAUAACAGUGGAACAAAUAGGAAACGACGGAGUUUGUUAUUUAUUUUCGUUUUUUGCGUUUCGCAUUACCAAUUGGGAUAAGAAAUUGAGAAACAAAGAAUAUAUAUUAAUUCUUGAGGAUGUAAAUUAUGAACAAGGAGAAGGAAGAUAAUGCGUAAGACGUAUUGUUCUUUGGAUUAAUAAAUUAAUAGUAUCGAUAAAGUAUUAAUAAAUAAGAAGGAAGUGGACGGAGAAGAAAAGAAAAGAAAAGAAAAGAAAAGAAAAGAAAAGAAAAGAAAAGAAAGAAAAAUGGAGAAAAAUUGUAAAAUUGAGACAGGACUACUCAGCAUGGAUAAUAAUAAAGUAUCCAUGUCGACAAAAUUGGCUUACGCCUUGGGACAUAUUUUCAACGAUCUGACAGCAGCCAUGUGGUUCUCAUAUACUUUAAUUUAUCUGCAAAAGGUUUCUCUUUUGGAGCCAAUAAUGGCUGGGACGUUAUUGUUAUUAGGUCAAAUCGUGGAUGCUUUCACAACGCCAAUCUUUGGCUUUCUCGUCGAUCGUUACUGCAAGAAAAAAAUAUGGCACGUGAUCGGCUCAGUUUUGGUCACCCUAAGUUUCCCAAUUAUAUUUGGAGGUUUCGCUAAUACCUCCAAUUCUAUCAUCAUGUUCUUUUAUAUACUGAGCAUCAUAAUCUUCCAGAUUGGUUGGGCAGCCGUACAGAUAUCGCAUUUAUCUAUGAUACCAUCUUUAACAAACUCGUUACUCGGUCGUACCGAAUUAACAGCUAUAAGAUAUUCAGCACAGGUGAGCUCAGCGGUAGUUGUUUUCGUGGUCACAUGGAUUGUCCUUCCAACAAAUGGAGAAUCGAUGGUGCUACUCGAUCAACACGACGACUACAAAUUCAGAAAUAUUGUGAUCGUUGUAACGGCAUUCGGUUUGACUGCGACCACUCUCUUUCACAUUCUCCUGAAGGAAAAUCUUUUGGAAAAUAGGAGUCAAUCACAAGCCAAAACGAACCCCGACGAAUCUAGUUGGCUUUUAGAUGGUUUUUCAACCCCAAGAAGAUCCUGGUUUGGUACAUCAAUUUUAUUAAGAGUUGCAAUGUUAUAUGUUGCUAGUAGAUUAUUUAUAACCCUUGCUACUGUUUACUUACCACUUUAUAUCGAGGAGACAGCAGUUGGUGGUAAACAAGCAUUGGCCACGGUACCAUUGGUAUCUUAUUUAUCAUCCUUCAUAGCUGCAUUGUUGUUAAAAUAUAUGAACAGAUCUUGUGGAACAAAGAUAUGUUACCUUUGCGGAGCCCUCAUUGGUAUUCUUUCGGCAGCCAUUACAGAAUUUGGCGGGAGUUAUGGAAUCGUUACAUACACAAUUGCCAUUCUUAUUGGUGCAGGCAGUUCGAUUACCAUGGUAACGGCUUUAAGUGUUACAGCUGAAAUUAUUGGUCCUCGAACUGAAAAAAGUGCAUUCGUUUAUUCGAUCGUAACGUUUCUUGAUAAAGUCGUUACGGGAUUGGUCGUAGUACUUAUCGAACGAUGGAGAUGUCAUCAACAAGAAUUAUGUCCAAAUUAUAAUCGAGAUACUUUGGCAAUCGUAUGUGCAUCGUCGAUGCUACUUGGUCUUAUUACUUUGUUAUCGGUAUCACGUUGUUUGACAUAAAUGCCCGAUUAUAAUUAUUAUUAUUAUUAUUAUUAUUAUUAUUAUUAUUAUUAUUAUUAUUAUUAUUAUUAUUAUUAUUAUUAUUAUUAUUAUUAUUAUUAUUAUUUUAUUCAUUUUUCUUUUUUUCAUUUUUUUUUCUCGAAAAGAUCUUUUGAUAAUACUGUUAUCUCGUAUAUGUAUAUUUUUUUUUUAUUUUUUUUUUUUUUUUUUUUUAGCAAUAUAUGUUUUAUUGUUAACGUUUGUUUUUAGAUCGUUUCGUUGAUCGAUCAGGAUCUAAGGAGAUUAGAACGAAUUAUUAUUAUUAUUAUUAUUAUUAUUAUUUCCGUUUUUCUUUUUUCUUUUUUUUUUUCUUUAUUUUUUUUAUUUUUAUUUUCAUAAAGAUUUUCAAACGAUAAACCGUUCAAAGAUUUAACCAUUCAAUGAUGUAUUAUUAAAUAUUGUUUUUACAAAUGGAAAUAUUAGUAAUUAAUUCGUUUGGAAAUAAUCGAAGUACUACACGUCGAACGUAGUUUUUUUUUAUAUAUAUUAUUAUUUUUUUUUUUUUUUUUUUUUUUUUUUUUAUUUUAGUAAUAUUUAAUAAUAAUAUGUUUGUAAUUUUUGUACAAGCGCAAAAUUAUAUUAUUUAUUUUCAAGUUAACGUCCGAUAGAUUUUAGAGAUAUUUUUAAGAUUCUUUUUAUAUUUGGAUUUUGUGAGGUUAAUUAACUGUUCGUAAUAAAACAAAACGAGAGAGACAUAAAGAGAAAGAGAGAUAGAUAGAUAGAGAGAGAGAGAGAGAAACGAAGUUAACCUAAAAGUAAUGAAAAAUUUUUGAUAUAAAAUAUUAUUUAUUCUUUUACGAAGUCGAAAGUCCAACGAGAAUAAUCGAAUGAAUAUUUUGUAAGCAUAUAAUCUCUUGGAACUUAUUUAAUGAAUUAUAAUUUGUUAUAAAUAAACUUAUUACUAUCGUA
Messenger RNA from Vespa crabro (European hornet), 2712 nucleotides. RefSeq names its product major facilitator superfamily domain-containing protein 12-like. The transcript has 7 exons. Gene Ontology annotation, molecular function: symporter activity. NCBI's taxonomy places the organism in Eukaryota, Metazoa, Arthropoda, Insecta, Hymenoptera, Vespidae. Bases 418 to 1764 code for a protein of 448 amino acids. Gene Ontology annotation, cellular component: membrane. The record is from RefSeq and is a predicted model, not a curated record. Gene Ontology annotation, biological process: carbohydrate transport.